AUGGACACUGGAAACCUUGUCCUAGGAUUUGGAAAAGAUCAAACAAAAGACCCUUUGUGGCAGAGCUUUGAUCAUCCCACAGACACAUUGUUGCCCGGCAUGAUGAUUAGCCUUAACAAGAGGACUGACCAGCAGAGGCGCCUUACAUCCUGGGCAGCAGUUGACGAUCCGAAACCCGGGAAGUUCUCCCUCGGCAUUGAUCUUCAAUUGCCUGCCGGGGUUGUUGUCUGGAAGGAAAACACUGGUCCCUACUGGAGAAGUGCUGUCUACAAUUUGACUGGCCAUGAGUCCAAAUCAAUAGCCUUUAAAAAUCCCAGUGCAACCUUCUUGGUCCUCUCUUUCAAUGUUGAGUUUGAUGAUCAUACUGAUGAGGUUUAUUUUACUUAUGGCGUCUCGGAUAGCUCAGUGAAAUUGAGGUCUGUGUUGAACCCAAAUGGGCUGUUUGUCCUGCUGUUGUGGCAGGAUGACAGUAAAACAUGGAGUGAGCUGGGGGAUUGGACUGGUGAAUGUGUUAGGGAAAAUGCAUUGACAUGUGGUAGAAACAGAGAAGGGUUUUCCAAGCUUGAGUUGUUAAAAAUGCCAGAACAUGCUGUUGUGUUAGAAAAUAAAAAAAGUGGUAAGGGUCAUGCUAAAAAUUUCUUCAAGAAGCGGUGGGCUGUAAUUGCAAUUGCAAUUGUCUCAGCAACAACAGGAUUGCUUGCAGCAAUUUUUGGAUAUCUUUUAUGGAAGAGAAUUUCUAGAAAUGAAGAUAAUGGUAGUGCUGGAAGUGGAAAGGAUGGUACAGAACUACCACUUUCGGGUUUAAAGAGUAUACUAGCUGCAACAAACAACUUCUCUGAAGCUAAUAAACUUGGAGAGGGAGGAUUUGGCCCCGUUUAUAAGGGGAUUUUGCCUGAAAAUGAAGAAGUAGCCAUAAAAAGGUUGUCGAAGAAGUCAGGGCAAGGACAUGAGGAGUUCAUGAAUGAGUUGAAGCUUAUAGCCAAGCUCCAACAUACCAAUCUUGUUAGGCUUUUGGGUUGCUGUAAUGAAGAGGAGGAAAUGAUACUGAUUUAUGAAUACAUGCCCCAUCGAAGUUUGGACAAACUUCUGUUUGAUCCAUAUGAAAAGAUAAAAUUGGAUUGGGGUAAACGGUUUCGAAUCAUAGACGGCGUUGCUCAAGGAGUACUUUAUAUCCACAAGUAUUCCAGAUUGAGAAUCAUUCACAGGGACCUAAAAGCAAGUAAUAUACUGUUGGAUGGAGAAAUGAACCCAAAAAUUUCAGAUUUUGGAAUGGCAAGGAUUUUUGGGAUGAACCAAACUGAAGCAAAUACCGACAAGAUUGUUGGGACAUAUGGCUACAUGUCACCUGAGUACGCACUCUUAGGCAAUUUUUCUGAGAAAUCGGAUGUGUUCAGCUUUGGAGUGUUGAUUUUGGAGAUUGUAAGUGGAAAGAGGAAUUCUUCUUUUCAUCGUUUUGAUCCUACGCUAACGCUUGCUGGUUGGGCAUGGGAAUUGUGGAAAGAAGGCAGAGGAAUGGAGGUGAUUGAUGAAUCAGUAAGGGAAGCAUGUGACACUCAUGAAGCUCUAAGGUGUAUCCAUGUAGGGUUUUUGUGUGUUCAAGAAGCUCCAGCCGAUCGGCCAACAAUGUCUUCUGUGAUUAGUAUGCUGCAGGGCAACGAAGCUGCAUCACUUCCACCCUCCAAGGAACCUGCUUUUUCAUCAGCUCAUAGGAAUUCCAUUGCUAUUGCUGCUUCUCCUCAAACAUCUCCCAUUUUUUCCAACAAUUAUGUAAUCACCAUUAGUUCGGAAGUACGCAGAUAG
Messenger RNA from Prunus dulcis (almond), 1800 nucleotides. RefSeq names its product G-type lectin S-receptor-like serine/threonine-protein kinase B120. The coding region runs from base 1 to 1800 and encodes 599 amino acids. Gene Ontology annotation, biological process: protein phosphorylation. Gene Ontology annotation, molecular function: protein kinase activity; ATP binding. The record is from RefSeq and is a predicted model, not a curated record. The transcript has 6 exons. NCBI's taxonomy places the organism in Eukaryota, Viridiplantae, Streptophyta, Magnoliopsida, Rosales, Rosaceae.